CAGAACCCUCGACGUCGUUGCCCCGCAAACCCUCGCCGCUUCCUCGAGCCGCCGAUGACCCAACGGCGGUCGCCGCCGCCGAAGCGCCGCCGCGUGUCGCGGCCGCGGCCCCUCCUCGGCUUCUCCCCCUUCGCUCGCUGCGUCCUCCUCUCCCGCGUCGCCUCCGCCUCCGCCUCCGCCUCGAAGCCCCCUCCGCGGACGCCGCCGUCCUCCUCUUCGUCCACCCCCCAUCGGCGAGAGCCAAAAGAAGAAGGAAUCGGCAACCCUAAACCCCUAAAACCCACCAAACGAAUCGAAUCCUCCAGCGACGACGAAGACGACGAAGAAGAGGAGGAGCAGGAACUUGAGACGGUGCAAGCCGAUUUCGGAUUCUUUGAUCCCAAGCCGGGGGAUUUCCAUGGGGCGAAGCUCCUCCUCCAAAGCUACCUCGACAAUGAGCCGUGGGACCUUAGCGGGUUCGUGGACCUCGUCCUGAAUCAGACCACGGUGGGGACCGUUGUGAGAUUGGACGGCUAUGAUGAUGACAAUGAAGGGGACGGGGAUAACGGUAGCAGCGGCGGUGACGAUGACGAGGAUUUGUAUGGCGUUGUUACUGCACUCAAUUUAAAAAGAUAUGCUGAGCAUAAAUGCAUUAAGGAGCUCAAAAAGUUCCUUCUCGGAGUAUGUAGGGAUGAGAAUACGAAGAAGAAGCUAAAAUUGCUAUUGGAAGAGCAAGCGAGUCAAGUGGGCUUGUUGGUCUCGCAGCGGUUUGUAAACUGCCCUUACCAACUUGUGCCCCCAUUGUAUGAUGCACUUUUUGAUGAGGUCUCAUGGGCAACAGAAGAUGAGCCCACACAAGAACUUCGAGACUCCUUCCGGUUCAAAAGCUAUUUGUUGAUUAGCAGGAUAUAUGAGAGAGAUCCGAACAAACCAAAGGGAAAGCGUAGCGUCAAUCAAGAUGAACCUGUUAUUUAUAUAAAGGCAGAAGAUGAAAUAUUUCAUGAGCUCAGCACUUGGUCUUUUACUUUUCCUGUGCAUGCUGAGCAGUUGGUUCCAGACGAUUUGAAGAACUAUAGGCAGAUGGGUCUAGUUCUGGUUGUUAAAGCUGACGAUGUUCCCAAGUUUCGAGAUAAGUUAAAAUCGUUAGUAGCUGCUGAAUCAUGAUGCCUUCGGCAUGAUAAUUUUGGUGUGAAAUAGUUGUUCUAUAUUUCUGAGGGCUAGCUGUUGCCACUUUAUUUGUAGUUGAAAUAUCAAAUCUCAUUUCAUUGUUGCAUUUCGUGCAGCAAACAUAAAUUUCAAGGUGAAGUUUCCUUUUCAAUUGGUUGGUAAGGACAGAGGAGCUAAAAUUUGUGUAAUAUCUCUGGAAAAGGGCUUGAUGGUUAGUACCCGAGACCCAAAUUCGAAUCCUAAUUGAUUCACAUUUCUAGCUAAGUUUAUUUCUAAAUGAAAUAAACGAAGCGGGUAGCGUGCUACCUAUCUUUCAAAAAAAAAAAAAAUCCCUAGAAAAGUUAAGUAUUUUGUAGAUUGUCCAAAGAUAGGCGGUGGGACACAAAAUACUUUUGGCAUUUCAUUCCCUUCCUUUUUGUUUAUGUAGUUGCAGGAUGUGCAAAUCUAUUUUACUUGUAGUUUUAGAGGCUAAACAGAAAAAUGUGCAUGAGCAUUGUAGAUUGAUCGUGCCCUUCGUUAUAAUCACAACAUUUAGGGGAGUUACCGGUCAUUACAUUGUCUAUUAGGGCUAUUCUGCAAAUAAUUUGCUAUUAUUUUGUAUCAACAAAAUGCUAAUGGCACAUCUUUUUCUAA
This is a messenger RNA of Ananas comosus (pineapple), 1779 nucleotides long. Its product is annotated as protein BCCIP homolog. NCBI's taxonomy places the organism in Eukaryota, Viridiplantae, Streptophyta, Magnoliopsida, Poales, Bromeliaceae. Gene Ontology annotation, cellular component: nucleus. The transcript is spliced from 8 exons. The record is from RefSeq and is a predicted model, not a curated record. The coding region runs from base 55 to 1143 and encodes 362 amino acids.